Cuscuta campestris is the source of this 2460-nucleotide messenger RNA. The record is from the annotation of a GenBank genome assembly. Lineage: Eukaryota; Viridiplantae; Streptophyta; Magnoliopsida; Solanales; Convolvulaceae.
CCAUCUGUUGUUUUUAAACUUCUAAAGUUUAUUAAUAUUUUCUAAAAUUUAAACACAUCAUCAUUCAGGCAUCGGCAUGCAGCAGCAGCAGUAGGCUCAAAAAUUUAUAUAUUCGGGGGAAUCCACAAUGAUGCUGUAAUAUUGUCAUCACUGCAUGUUCUUGACACGGAAGCAUUGACAUGGAACGAACUACAAGUCAGAGGAGAACUGCCAUGUCCAUGUCACUCCCAUUCUAUGGUAGCACACGGGACCCUAUUAUAUACUUUCGGGGGAUAUGAUGGGGAGAGACCUCUAGGAGACCUUUUUAGUUUUGACACAAAAACACUUAUCUGGAGGUUCCUUUGAUAGGGCCCCUUUGGAGGUUCAGGAUCCAAAAGGGUGAGAUACAAACAAAUAUUCCUAAAAGAUCCAUAAUAGCCUCCUACAGGGCAAUCAGUUUCAGUCGUGUUCGACAGCAACGAACUAUACGCGAGGGUGGUCACCUUUGUAUAACAACAGUUAAGGAACCCAUUCCUAGAGAACCAAGCUUCGUGACCCAAUGUUGUAGGUGAUGAUCUAGUUAUGAUUGGUGGUGGGGCCGCGUGUUACGCAUUUGGGACUAAGUUCAGCGAACCAGUGAAAAUAAGCCUUCUUCCUUUGUUGUCCAUGAAGAGUGAAGAGCAUAGAGAAUCUGCUGAAAGUAGUCAAAAACUUAGUGAUGCUUCCUAUUGGGUUUUAAGCCUCGAAAAGAAAUACGCAAAGUUGGUGAAAGACAUAUUGAAAAACUUUGGGUGGUUAGAUCUUGGGAGAAAAGUUUACUCUCGGGAUGAUGGAAUGCAUAUAUGUUUGCCAGUGACAGAAAUGUUUUGCUCAAUAUUUCCCGUUAAGAAACAAGACUCAACUUGUUAUGAUUCUUCUAAAACACUCGUUGAGAGAGAAGACCAUUCUAAAGAUAUUUCAACAGCCUUGAAAAUUGUGAUGGAAUGUCAUGCAACAAAAAUGGAAGAUGAAAUUCUAAAAGUGAAAAAAGCAUCACCCACUCCUUUGGAAGUAAUGAAGGAAUCAAUAGCCUAUUUACUCAGCCAAAGAGGAUUGCCCUUGCAACUCUUAGAGCAGCUGCCAUCAAGAUGGGAGCGUUUGGGUGAUAUUGUAGUGCUUCCUAUGUCAUGCUUCAAGGACCCACUAUGGGACUCUGUUGGGGCAGAGCUUUGGAGUUUGGUUGCAAAGUCACUUGGAACUAAUCGACUUGCUCGACAAGGAAGAAUAUCUCCAAGUGGCACAAGAGACAGUACUCUGGAGAUGCUUGUUGGAGAUGAUGGGUGGGUAAAUCACCGCGAGAAUGGAAUCUUAUAUUCAUUUGAUGCUACCAAGUGCAUGUUCUCCUGGGGUAAUCUCUCCGAAAAGUUGAGAAUGGCCCGCCUUGACUGCAAGGACGAAGUUAUCGUCGAUCUGUUUGCUGGUAUUGGAUAUUUUGUGCUCCCAUUCCUCGUCAGGGCUAAUGCGAAGCUGGUGUAUGCCUGUGAAUGGAACCCCAUGGCUAUUGAGGCACUCCGUCACAAUAUCCAGGAAAAUCUUGUGGCCGAUCGUUGCGUAGUUCUUGAAGGAGAUAACCGCAUUACAGCACCAAAAGGUGUUGCUCAUCGUGUUUGCCUCGGGCUCUUGCCAACGAGUGAGGGUAGCUGGGCCACUGCUGUGAGAGCAUUAAGAGAGGAGGGUGGGGUGCUACACAUUCACGGGAAUGUGAAGGAUUUGGAAGAAGCCUCGUGGAAACAACAUGUUUUGCAGUCAAUCCAUGAGAUGGCAAGAGCCGAAGGUCGCGUUUGGGAGAUAUCGUUAGAACACGUGGAGCGUGUGAAAUGGUAUGCUCCCCGGAUUCGCCAUCUCGUUGCUGAUGUAAGAUGCAGUACGUGAAGUGAUGAGGGAGUACUAAUUAAUAUUAGUGAAAAAAACUACGGAGUAAAAGAUAUGGUAUUACAUAAAAAACUAUUUGGGUCCGUUUGGUACACAGAAUUGAUAAAAUUGUAAUUGAAUUGGAAUUAAAAUUUCAUGAGAUUCAAUUCCAAUUCAUUUUUUUGCACUAACAAUUCUAAAUCCACAUAAUUUUUGUGCUACCAAACACGUGAAUUGGAAUUAAAAUCCUCAAUUCUAAUUCUGUAGUUUGAAUUCCGUGUACCAAAGGGAGCCUUUAUGUUUGUGUGGAUCACUCUAUCCCAUCUAUUCUUUCGCGCCAAUUCAAUGUCAUGCCUUUUUUCUUUCUUAGUUUUUCCAUCCCCUUUCAGGUGUCGAUCCCUUUCAUCCCAUUUCUUUUCCUUUUUUAUUCCCUCUUACCCAAUUUAAACUAUCAGCAUCAUAUGCAUUUUUAAUUCUUUCAUAAGAUCUCAUUCUCACCAAAACUAAAAUGUGUAUAUAUAUAUAUAUAGGGUCGGUUCUCGUGAGAAUGUACCUUGUGGAGAGAAAUGAGAUUAAAAUCUAGCCGUUGGA